Messenger RNA from Lachancea mirantina, 3948 nucleotides. The record is from the annotation of a GenBank genome assembly. Lineage: Eukaryota; Fungi; Ascomycota; Saccharomycetes; Saccharomycetales; Saccharomycetaceae.
AUGAACAUAUAUGACGACGUCGUUGAUGCGAGUCGUGUUUCCUGUGCUGUCAGGGGACAUUUCACGCGACUAGACCAAGAAGAAUUGGUUUUAGCCAAGACAAACAUCAUUUCGGUAUAUGCGAUACAGAACAACAAGCUUGUCAUUGAACAUGAGUUUAAAAUUUCAGGGAAAAUUCAUGACAUGGUUUUUGUUCCACAACAGCAUUCGAAGCUCAAUUGUCUGGUUUUAAGCACGGGAAAAGCCAAACUUUCCAUUGUCAGGUUUAAUGAUUCGGUGCCGACGCAAUUGGAAACGCUGAGUCUGCAUUACUAUGAAGCUGAGUUUGCGAAAAAAAGCAUAUUGGAACUUACCAAGGCUUCAAAAUUGCGGUUUACGCCCGGAAACAAGAUGCUACUUAUAUUCAACAAUGACUGUUUGGCGAUAUUGCCGUUAUUGGGCAUGGAGGAAGAAGAUGAGGACGCUGAAGAAACGCUAAAGCCUAAGAAAAAACAGAAAUUGGAACCCAGUUCGUCUCAAAAUUCCAGUGCAAUGCUUGCUGGACCUAGCACAAUUUUAAAUUUUGCAGAUCUACACUCAGAUAUAAUGAAUGUCAUAGAUGUGCAAUUUCUAAACUCAUUCAACAAUGCAACACUUGCGGUGCUGUUUCAGCCGCGACUUGCCUGGUGUGGUAAUGAAAAAAUUGUGGGCGAUAUGGCCUCCCAACUGGUUGCAAUCACACUUAACAUAGGGCAAGGCCUGGGAACUACAAUUUUCCAUCAGACAAAACUGCCCUCAGACCUGCAUACAGUAGUAAGUUUGUCAGGAUCGGUGCUUUUGUUAGGAACUAAUGAAAUUAUAAGCAUGGAUAACACCGGGACUUUACAGGCGUGCAUUGAAAUAAACUCGUUCUCCCCCAAACACUUGGCAGGAAGGCAAAUCAACAAUCGCCCGCUUGAGAUUUUUUUGGAGGCUCCCACCGUUUCAACAAGUCUGCAGGUUAACGGUAAAAAUCAUGAGCUUACUCUGAUUAUGAGUCAUUCUGGCGACAUGUUGGGCAUAUCUUCACACUUCGAAGGAAGGCUUCUGUCUGACUUCAGCAUAACGAAAUUGCCCAUUGUGAACCAUAUAUUUAACUUCCACAGCAUUGCGGCAUGUAUGUGUCUUUUGCAGGAUAUUUCAAACCUUCGAAGAAGUGUACUGUUUAUGGGCUUCAACUCUGGAGAUGCACUUUUGCUGGAGUUAAAUAACCUCAAAUAUGUGUUGAACACACGACAAGAAGUGAUGGUCGAAGCACAUGUGGAUGAAGACGAGGAUUACGAUGCACUUUAUGGAGACGAAGUGUCAACACAAAAUGGCAAAAUAGACCGGGUCAAGAUUUUGGAGAGCGACGCACCAUUCAAUAUAGAGGUUCUCGACCGAAUUGUCAAUUUGGCACCUAUUACAUCAAUAGCGCUCGGUAAAGUUUGCUCUCUUGAAAAGACCAAGGAAGGUUUGCCAAACCCAAACCGAGAAGAGAAAUCAUUGAUCGUCUCAUCUGGAAAUGGCGAAGGCUCGCAUUUAAACAUAAUUAAUCCAAGUGUUGAACCGCUUGUCCAACAGGCUUUAAAGUUCACAUCGGUAACACAAAUUUGGAACUUGAGAGUGAGAAAUAAGGAUAAAUACCUGGUGACAACUGAUUCUGGGGCAAGCAAAAGUGACAUUUUUGAAAUUAGUAAAAAGUUCACGUUGCUCAAGCCCAAACACUUCAAAAGAAAUGUCACCACUGUGGAGAUAGCUAUGAUAGGUAAUGGGAAAAGAAUAAUACAGGUCACCACCAAGGCACUUUACCUCUUCAAUUUGGGAUUCAAAAAACUCCUAACUAUAAGCUUUGACUUUGAAGUUAUCCAUGUAUCCAUAUUGGAUCCGUUCAUUUUACUGACGAAUUCUAAGGGAGAGAUCAAGAUAUAUGAAUUGGAUUCAAAGCAUAGAAACAAAUUGACCAAAGUCAGGCUACCUGAGGCGCUUGAAGGAACAAUCAUUACUUCGGGAUUCAUUUUAAAAAGUACUAUAUGCGACGAAUUCAUAAAUGGACCCGCCUCUAGUCAAGAUGAAAAUCCUCUUUUCACUUUCGUGACUGCGAACAAUCAAAUGAUCUUCUUCACCAAAGAUCAUCAUGACAAGGUUUUCCAACUCAAUGGUAUCGACUGUUUAAAUGAAAAUUUAUUUAUUAGCACGUACCUGGUUGAGGAAGAAAGAAAUCCAGAUCCCUCCAUCAAGCAGGUGAUGAUUGUCAAGCUGGGAAAAGAGAAGCAGGAAGAGCAUUUAGUGAUUUUAAGUUUUGGUGGUGAAAUUUACCUAUACAGAAGGUGGCAUAAUAAAUUCGUCAAGAUCAUGCAUCGAAAUGAUAUUUUAAUUACAGGUGCUCCUAAUAAUGCUUAUUCUCAAGGUACGAGCACUAUCGAAAGAAUCGUGCAUUACAUUCCUUCACUCAAUGGUUAUUCUGUGAUUCUCAUAACAGGGCGCACACCUUACAUUAUUAUCAAGGAAAACGGUGCAACUCCUAAAAUCUUUAAAUUCGGCAACAUACCGCUAGUAUCUUUGACGCUAUGGGGCCAGGACUCAGUGAUGUGUGUUGAUGAUAUCAAAAACGCUCGAAUUGUAACGAUCGACAAUUCAUAUGAUUACUCAAAUCGUUUACCAAUCAAAAGAAUAAGGAUUGAAGAUAUUUUGGAUAGGUUAGGCACUCUGGGUAACGUUGCAUACCAUGAGCGGACUGAAACGUUCAUUGUCUCCUAUACAAAAUGUAUUCCGUAUUCAGCUCUUAGUGAAGAAGGAGAGCGUCUUGUAGGCUACAAAGAAGGUGUUCCGCAUGCCAAGUCGUUCAAGUCGGGGAUUUUAUUGCUCAAUCCUCGAACUUGGAAUAUCAUUGAUAAAGUUGAGUACGAUGACAACGUUCUUGUGAAUGACAUCAAGACGAUGAUGAUCCAACUCAACUCAAGAACCAAGCGGAAGCGAGAGUAUAUUGUUGUUGGUACAGCAUGCGUCAGAGAUGAAGAUAUCGGAACAAUGGGGUCAUUUCAUUUGUAUGACGUUACUGAAGUCGUUCCAGAACCAGGGAAGCCAGAUACGAAUUUUAAAUUGAAGAGUAUUUUCAGUGAAGAGUUCAGAGGUGCAGUGUCAAAUGUGUGCGAAAUUAGUGGUAGAUUUUUGAUUAGUCAAAGUCAAAAGGUUCUUGUAAGAGAUGUACAAGAGGAUAAUUCCGUGGUACCCGUGGCAUUUUUAGAUGUGCCUGUUUUCGUCACCGAUUGCAAAAGUUUUAGCAAUCUGCUUGCAAUAGGAGACUCCAUGCAAGGUGUCCAAUUUGUUGGGUUUGACGCGGAACCCUAUCGCAUGAUACCACUAGGAAGGAGUGGUCAUAAGUUUGAAGUCAAGACUCUUGAAUUCCUGGUGAAUAAUGGUGACGUAUUUUUCCUAUUAUCGGACCGAAAUGAUAUUCUGCAUGUCUUGAAAUACGCUCCUGAUGAACCACAUUCGAUUUCGGGUCAAAAACUUGUACAUUGCACCAGUUUCAAUAUGCACUCGUCGAAUAAUGCCAUGAAACUACUGUUGAAAAAUGAGGAAUUUGCGCCAUUUGGACAAUUGUCACAAUCGUACCAGGCCGUUGGAGGUCAAAUGGACGGAUCCAUUUUCAAAGUGCUACCAUUGAGCGAAAGCAGUUACAGAAGGCUUUAUGUCGUACAGCAACAACUGAUAGACAAAGAAAUCCAAUGUUGUGGACUCAACCCAAAAAUGGAAAGACUUCAAAACGAGUUCUAUCACAAAGGACAUGUAAUGCGUCCGUUACUGGAUUUCACAGUGAUAAAAUCGUUUUGCAAUUUACCUCUGCCGCGAAGAAAUCAAGUCAUCUCUAAAGUGGGUCGUCAAGCUCAAACCGAAGUUUGGCGUGAUUUAAUUGACGUUGAGUAUUCCUUGAGAUCGUUGUCAUGA